Molecule: messenger RNA, 1395 nt
Organism: Sphenostylis stenocarpa
Lineage: Eukaryota; Viridiplantae; Streptophyta; Magnoliopsida; Fabales; Fabaceae
Source: the annotation of a GenBank genome assembly
AUGCCUUCAAAGAGGUUUCAAUGGAGAUCCUUAGUACUUGGUUGUUUCAAGGCCAAGAACCAACAACCCUCGGAAGCUCCAAACAUAGUUUCAAAGAAGUCAUCAUCAAGUAGAAUCUUCCUCUCUGAUUUAAGCCUAAGUGAUUAUUCAUCACUCUCUAUCAUGAGUGAUUUAUCCAAUUCUCUAGUGGGAUCAAAUCUUCGAAUUUUCACCUACCAGGAGCUCAAAGAGAUCACACACAGCUUUAGCAAAUCCAACAUUCUUGGGGAAGGUGGGUUUGGGAAGGUGUAUAAAGGGUUUAUUGAUGACAAUCUUAAGCCUGGGUUGAAACCUCAGGCUGUGGCAGUUAAGGCCUUAAACUUGGAUGGGAAACAAGGCCACAGAGAGUGGUUGGCUGAAGUAAUCUUUCUGGGGCAGUUGAAGCAUCGCCAUCUGGUUAACCUGAUUGGCUAUUGCUGUGAAGAUGAGCAUAGGCUUCUUGUGUAUGAAUACAUGGAAAGGGGCAAUCUAGAGGAAAAACUUUUCAAAGGUUAUGUAGCAGCCUUGCCUUGGCUAACAAGAAUCAAAAUAGCAAUUGGGGCAGCUAAGGGACUUAUGUUUCUUCAUGAAGAAGAAAAACCAGUCAUAUACAGAGAUGUUAAGUCCUCAAACAUUCUAUUGGACGCUGAUUACAAUGCCAAGCUCUCAGAUUUUGGUUUAGCAAUAGAUGGACCAGAAAAAGACCAAACACACAUUACAACUCGUGUGAUGGGCACACAAGGUUAUGCAGCCCCUGAGUAUAUCAUGACAGGCCAUUUGACAACCAUGAGUGAUGUAUACAGCUUUGGAGUUGUUCUCUUAGAGCUCCUCACAGGAAAGAAAUCCGUGGACAAAAAACGACCCACCAGAGAGCAGGAUUUGGUGGAAUGGGCAAGGCCUUUGUUGAAGGAUUCCUACAAACUAGAGAGAAUUAUGGACCCAAGACUUGAGGAUCAGUACUCACCUGAAGGGGCAAGAAAAUUUGCAGCCUUGGCUUACCAAUGUUUGAGCCAUCAUGCAAAGGGUAGGCCCACCAUGAGAACAGUGGUUAGGACCUUAGAGCCUCUCUUGAAAUUGAAAGACAUCCCAGUUGGCCCUUUUGUCUAUGUGGUUCCCAGUGAGGAAGACAGAGACUUACCCAAAGUGAAUGAAAAAGAAACAGAAAAUGACCAUGUUGUUGAGAUCAACCAAGCUGAUGAGUUAAAUCCCAAAGAAGAAGAAAAGGGAGAGAAAAAAGAAAAGGGUCACCACCGGCAAAGAAAAAGUCGUCGCCAUAAACGUCGUGUUAAGCCCUUGAGGUCUCGAGCAGUUUACUCUGACACUGCUCUGUACAAAACUCUUGGUACAAAUCUGUACUCUCCCAAACAAGCAUCAUGA